AUGUUUAGCAGUCGUUCAAGACAUACUCAUUAUCAGCAAACAAAUAGAUCUUAUUAUGGUAUUAUACUUCUUCUUGCGGAAUUAAGUCGUUCAUCACAUUUACCACCAAUAACACUUAUAAUUAUUAUUCUUAAUGUAUUAAUUUAUUUUGAUAUAUUUCCAUUAUUUGGUUUAUCAAAUAAUUUACAAUCUGUUUGUGUUAGUACACAUGCUGUACUUGAUCAAGGAGAUUAUAUGCGUAUUUUACUUGCACCAUUUUUUCAUGGUGAUGAUAUGCAUUUAUAUUAUAAUAUGGCAUCAUUUUUAUAUAAAGGACAACAACUUGAAACUCUAUUUGGUGGUCGAUAUUUUGCACUUCUUGUUACAAUAUUAACAAUAUCAUCAAGUUUAAUGCUUGUUAUACUUGGUCAAUUAGCAUCAAGUUUAUUUGAUAAUCCAGAAUAUUUAUUUACAUGUGCUAUUGGUUUUAGUGCAGUUAUAUUUGCAUUAAAAGUUAUAACAACACAUUAUACACCUGAUCAUAGUUCAUAUUCAUUGUUUAGUUUUAUUCCAAUAUCAACAAAAUAUAUUGUAUGGGUUGAACUUAUUGUUAUACAAUUGAUUACACCUAAUGUUUCGUUUCUUGGUCAUUUAGCAGGAAUUUUAGUUGGUCUUUUGUAUACAAAUGGUCCAUUACGAUAUAUUUGCAAUAACAUAUAUAAUGUUAUGUUUUAA
Rotaria sordida is the source of this 714-nucleotide messenger RNA. NCBI's taxonomy places the organism in Eukaryota, Metazoa, Rotifera, Eurotatoria, Philodinida, Philodinidae. The record is from the annotation of a GenBank genome assembly.